AUGAGCGCCAUGGUCCCUAUGAUCGCCGCCACUGACACCACAGUCAAGCCAGCGUCGCUACCAGGACUCCCCAUUGAAGUGGGCCGUCUCAUAUUCUCCAUGGCCGACGUGGCCUCGGUGUGCUACCUCUACAUUGCCUACUACCCCUUACCUUAUGCCAAGGAGAUUGCCCUGUAUCUCGACUCAUGUAAGGUCCGAGUGAGCCCCGCGGUCGUGGUCAUCGGCAACCUCAGUGAUGUGAUUGACUUUGAUACACUUGCUAAGCUACCUCCGUGUGAUAUCAAAGUCAGAUGUUCGCGUUCCGAUAUUGAUUAUACCCUUGGCUACCUUGCCCACAUGGCAUACAAGCUGGUGGCGUUGGACAUUGAUUCAUUCAAUAUCGAUAUGAUCCCCCGCCACCACCCUGACUUCCGCUGCCUCGGCGACCGGUUGACUGAGCUCCGCUUGCUUAGCUCAGCGGUCGAGCAAGAAUAUAUCCCCACGUCGGUGCAGUCUCUCAUCCUCAGCAAGUGUGUGUGCUACGACUUACUUGACCUUGUGCACUAUACCAAUCUUACUGAGGUAAACCUUGAUUUCACCCGGUUUGUUGCUGGCGUGCGGUUGCCGCCACUGGUCAUUGAUCUCCGCUACUACGUCAAAGAAGAUGAACCGCGGCUCGAUGUAUCGAAUUUGGUGAACCUCAAAAUCAUUGAUAGCUACCAAGUGGACAACGUGCGCUGGUCCCAAAUUGAAAGAUCCAGUGAAGGCGAUAUCCCUACGGGAGUGACGAUGGAGCACUUGAGGGAACUUGAAGUGCACAACCAUGCAUCCUUCCGCACCAACCGUCUUCCAAAACUUGAGGAAGUGUUCGUCUGGCUGCUGGACUGGGCAGAGACGGUGGAAGAGCUCUUUACUAGUGCCCAACUCGCGAACUUGAGAGACCUCAACGCCUCCAAUCUUAUGAUAUCGAAUCUUGGAGUGCUUCAGAAUGUCACCAAACUCGCCUUUGAGUUGAGAGAAACGCUCACCGAAACCUUCCCCUUACCCCCUAACUUGGUUGACCUCCUGAUCUUCUCUCCAAACCCGGUCGAAGGCAUCCCACCCCAAAUCAAGCAUUUUUCGUAUGAGAGCCAAACCCACGGUCGGUGGGAGCGGGAGAAUUAUCCAUUCACGAGUUACGUUAUCACCAAGUCAAAGACGCUCCUCUCGUUGCUGAUUGAGAUCGCCUCCUUUGUCACCAUUGAGUGUCCCAAUCUCACCAAUCUAUACAUGAUGGAAUUCACUGCUUUCAACUGCAUUGCUGCUCCAAAGCUUAAAGAUUUACACUACUUAUCCAAGCUUCCGUUUCCUUUUGAAAAUGGCUUCGACAAUCUCAAUGAGGUGAUGUUGUUCGACGUGCCUCUGAAUAUGGUGUUCAAGCAACGCAUGAAGCAAAUCUCGUUGAGCAGCAUGGUACUCAAGUGUUUGUCAAUUUCAGCGGACGAAGUGAGCUUGCUGGCCUGUGUCCUCCCUCGUGAAUUCAAGAUUGACGCGACGGAACUCUCCGUUCGUUUGAUGAGCAUUAGUGGCCAGGGAAUCACUUGCAAGGAGUUGCGUUGCGAGGAGAUUGACCAGGUCCCAGUCAUGGUGGAGAAGGUCUCGCUCAAGUUGAGCAAGCCAAUGGAGAGUAGCGUUGACGACGAAUCCGAGGUACCCGAACUUAAGGGUUGCACGAAACUCCGAUCGCUUACUAUUGAAGGUGGACUUCAAUACUACCAGGACACAUUCCCUGUACCAUCCUCGGUGAAGCAGUUGGGAGUAACAGUGUGGGGGCGUCGUGGGACCUUGAAGUUUGACACAACCAAUCAACUCGAAUUUUUCAAGUUGAUGGAUGAGGUCGAUCAAGACCAGGUGCAAUUCAGCCUACAGCCGGCGUCAAUUUACAUGAAGAAAUUAGACCUUGGUCGUCAUCCUCCCGAGCGACCUUGA
Molecule: messenger RNA, 1947 nt
Organism: Diutina rugosa
Lineage: Eukaryota; Fungi; Ascomycota; Pichiomycetes; Serinales; Debaryomycetaceae
Exons: 1
Coding region: 1-1947 (648 amino acids)
Source: RefSeq, a predicted model, not a curated record